This is a messenger RNA of Radiomyces spectabilis, 840 nucleotides long. RefSeq lists its product as uncharacterized. Gene Ontology annotation, biological process: mRNA catabolic process; negative regulation of translation. The transcript has 6 exons. Bases 1 to 840 code for a protein of 279 amino acids. Gene Ontology annotation, cellular component: P-body; CCR4-NOT complex; CCR4-NOT core complex. Lineage: Eukaryota; Fungi; Mucoromycota; Mucoromycetes; Mucorales; Radiomycetaceae. The record is from RefSeq and is a predicted model, not a curated record.
AUGCAGCAAAAACUAGCGCAGUCAGACGAAGAAAAGAUUUACGCACUGGUAUUGGAACUUCUCAAUCCAGACAUACGAGAACAUGCACUCCUUGAACUCAGCAAGAACAGAGAACAGUAUGAGGAUCUUGCCCUUGUGUUAUGGCAUUCUUAUGGUGUGAUUCCCGUCUUGUUGCAGGAAAUUGUUUCAAUCUAUCCGCUUUUAUCCCCUCCCACCCUCAGUGGAGCCGUAUCGAAUCGAGUAUGCAAUGCUCUAGCAUUGCUUCAAUGCAUCGCUAAUCAUAAUGAAACUCGCGGCUUGUUCUUACGUGCGCAUAUCCCUCUGUACCUAUAUCCCUUUCUAAAUACCACAAGUAAGACGCGUCCAUUUGAAUACCUUCGUUUGACAAGCUUGGGUGUCAUUGGCGCGUUGGUCAAGAACGACAAUCCUGAAGUGACCAAUUUCUUAUUAUCGACCGAGAUUAUUCCCCUUUGCCUUCGUAUUAUGGAAUCUGGAAGCGAAUUAUCAAAAACAGUGGCGAUCUUUAUCGUGCAAAAGAUCUUGUUGGAUGACACAGGCCUGUAUUAUAUUUGUCAAACCUAUGAACGGUUCUAUGCCGUGGCAACCGUGCUUCAUACGAUGAUCAACCAGUUAGUGGAGGCUCAGGCGAUGCGACUUUUAAAACAUGUUACCCGAUGUUAUCUGAGACUGUCGGAAAAUCCAAGAGCACGAGAAGCGCUCCGACAAUGCCUGCCUGAACCGUUGAGAGAUGGCACAUUUCAUCAGGUGCUAAAAGAUGAUAUUGCCACGAAACGGUGUCUCGCGCAAUUGUUGAUCAAUUUAUCGGACGGUAUGAACUGA